Molecule: messenger RNA, 660 nt
Organism: Dermacentor silvarum
Lineage: Eukaryota; Metazoa; Arthropoda; Arachnida; Ixodida; Ixodidae
Product: neprilysin-11-like
Exons: 4
Coding region: 31-660 (209 amino acids)
Biological process (GO): protein processing
Cellular component (GO): plasma membrane
Molecular function (GO): metalloendopeptidase activity
Source: RefSeq, a predicted model, not a curated record
UACGGCUGCUACCACCGGGUCCGCGAUGUCAUGGGCUUGGCACUAAACAGCCACUAUCUUCGAUCAGCGGUGAGCCACCAUGCAGUGUACAGAGCCUUGGACAUGUUUGCCAGAAUCCGCGAGGCCUUUGGUGCAGCAAUAAGGAACUCCAGUUGGCUCGUCGGCCAUGAGCGGGAUGUGGCCCUGCGAAAGCUGGCCAACAUGAAAGCCCUCGUCGGUGGCCCCGAGGAUAGGUGGGACGAGCACUACGUGGAGGAGUAUUACGAGGGGCUCCCGGACUCGCCGAGUGACCGCUUUUUCGACGUGUGGCUCAAGGCGCGGUCGGUCUGCGCCCACCGCCUGUGGUCGGACCAGAGGAAGUUGGUGUUCGAUAUCACCAAGGUGAACGCCUACUACGAGGUUGAGACCAACCUCGUCAUCGUGCCGGCUGCCUUGCUACAGCCCAUAAUCUUCUUCCCCGACGGCAACGAGGCGUACAACUACGGGAACCUUGGGGAUAUCAUGGGCCAUGAGAUUAUGCAUGGUUACGACAUAGAGGGAGUGGAAUAUGACGACAAGAACCAGUUCAAGCCAUGGGGCACUCCACAGUCGCGCGAGCGCUACGUUCAAAACGUUAUGUGCCUGCGCAGUUCCCAUGAACAGGUUCGUCUGUUGCACUGA